GCUGGCACGAGGAUAGCGUAAUCCUGUCUUUAUACAGAAAGCUGAUGAACGGAUUUGUUCUGAUAGUCAUAAUCGCAUGAGCUAUAUGCUAUAUUCACAGCUCAAUAUUUUACCCUCAGCAGAGUUUACAGCGGUUGAAGAAAUAUCGUGCUAUAGAGCAAAAAUCCAGAAAAACUAAGCUAAAGGCUACCGAAAAGGCAAUUAAGAAAAAUACUGUCAACAAACUAAACUCUGAGAAGAGCUCUGGCGGGGCUGUAGCAAGUCCUAAGAAUGAGACUGAUAGUACCAGUAAGGUACUUAAAGCCCAUGAUAAAUAAUUUGCAAACAUUAAUAUUUAAAGCUCAAUAAUCUUCUUUACUUUUUCA
Moneuplotes crassus is the source of this 365-nucleotide messenger RNA. The record is from the annotation of a GenBank genome assembly. NCBI's taxonomy places the organism in Eukaryota, Ciliophora, Spirotrichea, Euplotida, Euplotidae.